AGUGAGAAUGGAAACGUCCCAGGCCGAGGAAGACCGGCGGCGCCAGAGCCGACCGCUCGCGCUUCUCGCGGAUAUCGCGCGGCUCAAGUUCGCGGGGUUGAAGAAAGAGGCGGUCGCGGAAGCGUCGGCCACAAUGGCGUCCGUGGGCAGCGUCAAGAAGAACGUGCAGGUCGCCGCAGCCGCCAAAGCGCGGGCCGCCAAGCGUGCGCAAAAGCAAAAGCGUCCCGAAGACCCCAACUGGAACGUCAUUCGUGCCAAAGCCUCCAACGAGCUCCUCCACGACGAGCUCACAAAGCUCAUGAAGGACAUCAACGUGCUCCUGCGCAAGGAGCGCAAGAACGUGCCAGCAUGGAUCCGGAAGUACAAGGACGAUGACCCGCGCUGCGUCUUUUAUCACUCGAUGCUCCGGCGCGUCGGGCUCCCCGAACGGCACGCUCGGUUUGCGCCCUGGUUUCUCAAGUCGGAGAAGCUCCAGCUCAACAAGUACGGGCAGCGGCUCUUUGAGCAGUUUGAGGCCGCGUACCUCACGCGCGAAACUGCGCUAAGCGAGACCGAGGCCGCGGUGCGCAAGCACUUGGAGUUUCUCGGGCGCAUGAUGGCCCUCAAGGCGCCGCCGCGCGACAAGAACCAAGCGCUGGUGCAGCGGGCUUUUCGCGACUGCUCGUUUCCCGCGCCCCGCACGGCGCUGCUUACAAGCAGCCACGAACCCGAGUCGGCGGCGCUGCACCCGCUCGAGGCCAGUAGCCCGGGCACGGCCGAGGACGACCCGGAGGCCGUCGCGCACCCGGACCGGCUCGACAGCGAGGACCCGCGCGUGGUGCAGCUGCAGAUUGCGCCCGUGCCCAAAGCCCCCGCGCCACCCGGGCUCGCGCCACAAGUGCCCGGGAAGCUCGAGAGCCACGGAAAGCAUACCUACUACCACUACAACGGCCGCUGGAAGGAUGGACACAUGCGUGGCGCCGUCGGCGUCUACACGUUUGCGGACGGCGGCAAGUACGUCGGCGCUUGGAAGGACAGUCGGCCGUGCGGCCCGGGCACAGCCGAGUACCCGAACGGCUGCAAGUACCAAGGCACUUGGCGAGACGGCAAGUACCACGGUCUUGGAACGUGGGAAGCCAGCGAUGGCACCAAAUACGAAGGCAGUUGGAAAGACGGCCUCCGCGACGGCAAGGGCAAACUCACCUUGCCGUCCGGCGCGGUGUACGAUGGCCACUUUUUCCAAAAUUUUCGGCACGGCGCCGGCGUCGAAGUGAGCCCACUCGGCCACAAGUACAAGGGCAACUUUCGUCGCAACCGUAUUUACGGCGAGGGCCGCAUUGAGAUCGACCUCGGGAACGGCCAAGUGCACGUGUACGCCAAAGACAACUGGGCGCCGUGUGUUCUCGGUGAGGCGGCGGCCGAAGCACGACUGCACUGGUCGGGCGUGGACAUGGACACGGAGAUGUCGAUGCGGUCGCUCCUACGCGUGCGCGACGACCUCCGCGCGCUCGACUUGCAGCUCGAAUACCGCGAGAAGGAGGCGGCCCGCAUCAUCGCCGAGAAGAAGGCGGCAAAGGAAGCGCGUCGAGACAUUAACCGUGCGCGUCGCGAGGCCGAGAAACUGGCCAAGGAAGCGCUGGUGAACGAGCUCAUCAAGGAAAUGUCGGACGACGACGAAGACGACGGCUACGGCUACAAGAAAAUCAAGCCGAAAGCUGCAGCCGACGGCGACGAGGCCAACGGCGAGAGUGACGAGAGCGACGAGGACAAAGAAGAUGACAAUGAAGGAGGCGACAACGAUGCUUCAAACGAGACCAAUCAAAACGACGAUGCCGAUGCCGACAAAGCGCCGUCCCCCGCGUGAGCAACAAUCAAUCAAUCAAUCAACC
Molecule: messenger RNA, 1868 nt
Organism: Saprolegnia parasitica CBS 223.65
Lineage: Eukaryota; Oomycota; Saprolegniomycetes; Saprolegniales; Saprolegniaceae
Exons: 8
Coding region: 8-1843 (611 amino acids)
Source: RefSeq, a predicted model, not a curated record